UUAAAACGGAAAAUGCUCUAGGUAAAUAUAUAAAGAAUACCUACUGAAGAUCAAGAGAAUAAGUGAAUUGAAUGUGGAGUUUAUGAACUCACUUGUGGUGAUUGUUUUUUUUUAAUAGGUAAAACUAGUAGAAAGUUUCAGGAAAGAAUAUUAAAACACAAAGAUUGUUUCAUCGAAGACACUGAAUAUUCUACUGAGAAUCUGUUGAAUGAGAAGCACACGUUCAAUGAAGGCUCCGAAAUGUUACACAUUCAAACUAAAAGUCAGAAACUGAGCCUUUUGGAUAGUUUGGAAAUUAAUAACAAUAUGAACGGACAAGAAUUCAGCUAUUUUGGCAAAGAGAUGAUAGAGUACAUUAAAAAUUAUCUGGAGAAUAUUGAGUCUCGAAGGGUGACACCAAAUAUCGAACCAGGGUAUUUGAAAAAACUAAUCCCCGAAGAAGCUCCUGAACUUCCCGAGCAAUGGAAAGACAUAAUAGAAGAUAUAGAGAAUAAAAUCAUGCCUGGUGUGACUCACUGGCAGCACCCACGAUUUCACGCCUAUUUUCCUUCGGGCAAUUCUUAUCCUAGUAUAAUGGCGGAAAUUUUGAGUGCAGGAAUUGGAUGUAUUGGAUUUUCUUGGGCCGCUUCUCCAGCAUGCACAGAAUUAGAAACAAUUGUUCUGGAUUGGUUUGGUAGAGCAAUUGGUCUACCGAAUGCAUUCCUUUCUUAUCCAGAAGAGAGUAGAGGGGGUGGUGUGAUACAGACUUCUGCAAGCGAAUGCACAUUGGUAGCGAUGUUAGCAGCAAGAGCACAAGCCAUCAAAAGGUUAAAACAACAACAUCCACAUGUAGAGGAAGGUGUUCUCUUAUGCAAGCUCAUGGGGUAUUGUUCACGGGAAGCACAUUCUUCUGUAGAAAAGGAUGCUAUGAUAAGCUUCGUCAAAUUGAGGAUCUUAGAAACAGACGCUGAUGCUUCUUUGAACAGCGAAACUUUAAGACUCGCAAUGGAAGAAGAUGAAAGAAACGGAUUGGUGCCAUUUUUUGUUUCAACGACGCUUGGUACAACUUCUUGUUGUUCCUUUGAUAAUAUCAAGCAAAUAGGAGAAGUAGUUCAAAAUUUUUCAUGUGUUUGGUUGCACGUUGAUGCUGCUUAUGCAGGAAACGCUUUCAUAUGUCCUGAGUUGAAGUAUCUCUUAGAAGGAAUAGAAUAUGCAGAUUCUUUCAAUACAAAUCCUAAUAAAUUUCUCCUGACUAACUACGAUUGUUCCUGUAUGUGGGUGAGAGAUAGGUAUAAAUUGACAUCAGCUCUUGUAGUUGAUCCACUCUAUCUUCAACAUGGUUAUUCCAAUUCCACCAUAGAUUAUAGACAUUGGGGUGUGCCUCUGAGUAGGAGAUUCAGGUCUCUGAAACUAUGGUUUGUCUUCAGAAGCUAUGGAAUAUCUGGCUUGCAGGCUUACAUAAGACAUCAUUUGAAGUUAGCUAAAAAAUUUGAAGCUCUAGUGAGGAAAGAUAAAAGAUUUGAAUUGUGCCAUAAAGUAGUGCUGGGAUUGGUGUGUUUUCGUUUGAAAGGAUCUAAUAGAAUAAAUGAAAAGUUACUGAGUUGUAUUAAUGAGUCCGGAAAACUGCAUAUGGUUCCUGCUUCCGUUAAAGACACCUACUUCAUUAGAUUUUGCGUUGUGGCUCAACAUGCUACCGAAGAUGACAUAAAUUAUGCAUGGAACGUGAUAUCAGAGUUUGCCACGGAACUCCUAGAAACUAUUACAGGGGAAAAGGAGAUUCAGGAUGAAGUAUAUGAACUUUCGCUAGAGAAGAAGCGAAAUAUUUUGGCGUACAAGAGAUCCUUUUUUGUUCGUAUGGUAAGCGAUCCCAAAAUUUACAACCCAUCUAUCGCGGCGUCUACAACAAGAAGAAUCAUUGGAGAGACUCGUGCAAAAACUCAUGAUUCUGUUCAAUCACCAUCGAGUCCAUCUUGGAUAAGUUGGCCCUUAGCAUUUCUCUUCCAAAAUAAGUCGGAAGAUAAUACUUCGAGUGGUAAUGUGUCUUUGAGGUUCCGCCACUGGGACACUCGUGUAGGAUUAAAUCCUGGUUCAAAAAUCAAUGGAGGCGCAAGAACCCCAUCCCCAGAGCAAGGAGGAACUUCAAGAAAAUAUCUUGAUUCUGUUUCCAGUAAAGAAUACAAGGAAUCCCGGAAAAGAUCAUCCAGUUCUGGAAACGGAUCUUCUGAUGGUAGUAAUUUCAAAUAAAUGUUAUUCAAAAAAUGCAAAUUGAUAUGUUUGUCACUUGUGAUUCUUUUCCUUAGCUUCUUCUGUACUCUGUGUCAGAAACUUAUUUAGAAUAAAAUAGAUAUUGAAGCUG
Messenger RNA from Coccinella septempunctata (seven-spotted ladybird), 2335 nucleotides. It is a transcript of the gene Tdc2, whose product is annotated as aromatic-L-amino-acid decarboxylase. Gene Ontology annotation, biological process: amino acid metabolic process. Lineage: Eukaryota; Metazoa; Arthropoda; Insecta; Coleoptera; Coccinellidae. The record is from RefSeq and is a predicted model, not a curated record. The transcript is spliced from 12 exons. The coding region runs from base 241 to 2223 and encodes 660 amino acids. Gene Ontology annotation, molecular function: carboxy-lyase activity; pyridoxal phosphate binding.